Molecule: messenger RNA, 696 nt
Organism: Trypanosoma conorhini
Lineage: Eukaryota; Euglenozoa; Kinetoplastea; Trypanosomatida; Trypanosomatidae
Exons: 1
Coding region: 1-696 (231 amino acids)
Source: RefSeq, a predicted model, not a curated record
AUGCUAAGCCGGUCCUUUAGACGCGUGUGGCCGACGUGGGCAGCGGCGUGCGCGCGAGGCAGACGCCCUGGGGUCUCUGUGGAGACGGCAAAGCGAAGAUUAUACGCGCCCAGUGGGACUAAAAUGUUCUUGACGAGCAAACGCUUCUUCCGCACACAUGCGACGCAGUGGGUGGGUUUGCCGUCCUCACCAGUGGCGUACGUAUGGCGCCACCCACGCACAACCACGUCGCGCGUCACGGAUCGAGUCGGGGAACAAUCUUUCAUUUCCGUCGUGAGAUGCGCCUUGAUUCGCUCGAAAUCCCGCGCAGCGACAGACGCCGCAAACUUUGCAUCGACUAUCCGCAGCCCCUUGAGCUGUCUGCCCUUCUCUCCAGCGGCAUCUUCGCAAGAAGUGCCUCCUCCUCCUCCUCCCGCCGCCGCCUCCUCGGCGAAGCGGCACAGCCGCAGCUCCACCUCGCAGAAAGGCUCAGAGAGGUGCUUUUUCGCAGAGGCAAACAACUCCUUGGCCACCGCACGCAGGUCCGCCGUGCUCACACUCUCCGCCUCGCCUUGCGAAUCCCCAUUGGUCUCCUUGCACGGCUCUCGCCCCCCUCCUUCUCCUUCUCUCUCUUCCCUCUCCAUGCGCCUUAUUUUGCCGGUUUCUAUACCUUCGCUCCUUUUCCUUCGUCCGCCCCACCGCUCACAGCGACGGUGA